Molecule: messenger RNA, 210 nt
Organism: Plasmodium gaboni
Lineage: Eukaryota; Apicomplexa; Aconoidasida; Haemosporida; Plasmodiidae
Product: putative exported protein
Exons: 1
Source: RefSeq, a predicted model, not a curated record
AUGGUUCAUAAUAAUUGUAACAAAAAAAAAUUUUUUUUUUUUGAAAUUCAAUGCCCAAAAAAAAAUAAAAAUGAAUAUUUUAAUUUAGAAUUUAUUAUAGGAAGUAUAAUAAAUAACAGACACAAAAAAAGAACAGAAACAUUUUUCACCUUCAAAAAAAUACUUCUAUAUAUAUUUUUUAUUUAUAUUCUUUAUUUUAUAAAUUACAAG